Molecule: messenger RNA, 1652 nt
Organism: Thlaspi arvense
Lineage: Eukaryota; Viridiplantae; Streptophyta; Magnoliopsida; Brassicales; Brassicaceae
Source: the annotation of a GenBank genome assembly
AUGACUGAAAACAUCUUGAGGGGGAUCUCCUUAGCUCUUGGUGGAUCACCUUAUGAGUUCGAGGGGAAAAUGGUCGGAGACCCUUUUUGGGUAAUGCGUAUUAUUGGUUAUCCAGGUGUAAACCAAGAAAAUGAUAUCGGAUGGGUGAAAACGGUAACUUUUGCAGGCUUAUUGACGCUUAUAAAUCAAGAUGACGAUAAAACUGCUCUUCAGGUGAGAAACUUGGCCGGCGAUUGGAUAUCAGCUGUUCCCAUCCCUGGAUCAUUUAUCUGCAACAUCGGUGACAUGUUAAAGAUACUUUCAAACGGAGUAUAUGAAUCCACACUUCAUAGAGUGAUCAACAACUCUCCUCGAUACCGUGUAUGUGUCGCAUUCUUCUACGAGACUAACUUCGACGCAGAGGUGGAGCCAUUGGAUAUCUUUAAAGAGAAGUACCCAAGAAAUGAAAGAUCUCAAGUUUCCAAAAGAGUUGUCUAUGGAGAGCAUCUGAUCAUAAUGGAGGGAGUACCAUGGAUCAAGGAUAAUCCCACAUGGGGCAUGCUGUUUUUGGCCUCUAAUGAUCCUAAGAGACAAAUCGUCAAAUGCGAUGAUCCCGACAUGAUGGAGGAUGCCGGCGUGGCUGAGGUUGUUCGAAAGCUAGACCGGGCUUGUCGGGACGUCGGAUUCUUCUACGUGGUGAAAGAGGUAACGCAUCAAUUUUUCGAGCUUCCAUAUGAGGAGAAACUCAAGAUUAAGAUUACUCCAGCAGCUGGAUACAGAGGAUAUCAGAGACUUGGAAUAAACUUUACUAAUGGGAAGCAAGAUCUGCAUGAAGCCAUUGAUUGUUACACAGAGUUUACGCAAGGAAAGUAUGGGGAAAUUGGAAAGGUCUUGGAAGGACCAAACCAAUGGCCAGAGAAUCCUCUAGAGUACAAAGAGUUGAUGGAGGAGUAUAUUAAGCUCUGCAUAGAUCUUUCAAGAAACAUCUUGAGGGGGAUCUCCUUAGCUCUUGGUGGAUCACCUUAUGAGUUUGAGGGGAAAAUGGUUGGAGACCCCUUUUGGAUUAUGCGUAUUCUUGGUUAUCCAGGUGUAAACCAAGAAAAUGAUAUCGGAUGUGGAGCUCACACUGACUAUGGCUUGUUGUCGAUUAUUAAUCAAGAUGAUGAUAAAACAGCUCUUCAGAAAGGUGAGAAACUUGGCCGGUGAGUGGAUAUCAGCUGUUCCAAUCCCUGGAUCAUUCAUUUGCAACAUCGGUGACAUGUUAAAGAUACUUUCAAACGGGGUAUAUGAAUCCACACUUCAUAGAGUGAUCAAUAACUCUCCUCGAUACCGAGUAUGUGUCGGAUUCUUCUACGAGACUAACUUCGACGCCGAGGUGGAGCCAUUGGAUAUCUUCAAGGAGAAGUACCCAAGAAAUGAAGGAUCUCAAGUUUCCAAAAGAGUUGUUUCCAAAAGAGUUGUCUAUGGAGAGCAUCUGGUUUACAAACUCCAUACCACCUUUGCAAAAUUAGUGGAACGCAAUUAAAUUCAUUGGUUGAACUUUGGAUGGCAAUUGUAUUAUCUGGAUUUCGAAUUCUAAUAAUAAUAAUAAAAAGUUACAUAUAAUUUGAUUUUUAUACUAAAACAUUCUUGGUAAAAAAAAGUUUAUGUGAAAGUUGAGACCACUUGAGUAA